AGGUGCGCUACUGCCACUGGAUGAACCAGUCCGCCGCGGGGGGCGAGUGGGAGGACUCGGACCUCACGGUGCAGGUGGCCGAGUCCACCGAGGACGUCGUGGUCUGCACGAGCACCCGCCUGACGAAGUUCUUCACGGGCUCGUACGGGAGCGUGCUGCCCCACCCGUUCCAGUUGGUUUGCCCCGACGCGGACAUCAUCAACACCGACGCUUUGAAGGCCCUGGGGCACGGGACCUGGUGGUACAAACCCGCGGGGCUCCUGAUGUGGCUCGUGCUGCUCAUCCAGAUCGGGCUGGUGGUCCUCUCCUGGAGGAGGCAGCAGCGCGGCGCCGAACUGCACCGCAGCUUCAACGUCGAGGAGUCAGCUGGCAGCUGCGAGGCGGCUCGGGCCGAGAGCAACAUGGUGAACAACAGCAUCUUCGAGGUGAACGGCUGCUCCCUGGACGGGCUGCUCCUGUGGCUGGCCGCGAACGCGCUAGGAGUGGAGGCCAGCCCCGACGAGCUGGACGGCCGGCCUCUUGGCGCGGCCAUCCGCCAGAUGGUGCACGCGAGGUGCCUGCUGCUGUCCUGCCAGACGGACAUCGGCCUGUCGCAGGCGAAGGUCUGGCACUUCAGGAUCGCCAGUGCGACCUCCAUGAUUGGCGAGAAUGCGAAGCAGCAGAGGGGGAGUCGCCCGCGUAGACGACUCCCAGAGGCGGCGGAGUGCGGCUCUAUGGGCGAAGUGAACAGGAGAAUGGGCGACUCAAUCGACAGGGCCACGCAGGUCUUCCUGAGGACCGGGAACCCCGCCGCGGCCGUCCGCGACCGGCUGUGGACGUUCUUCUUUGCAGCCCACCCGCUGACCAGGGCCAUCUGCUACAGCAUCGUGACGCCGUGGAUCCACCGGGCCCUCGCGCUCGCGUGCUCAGUGCUCGUGCCGCUCGCCGCCUGCGCCCUGUACGUGGCGCACUUCGCGCGGAAGGGCGGCGAGCCGCUGUGCGAGCGCAAGGACCUGGCGGAGCAGAUCUUGCGGGACAUGCUGCCUGGCAUGGCCACGGCCGUGCUGGCCAAGUGCGUGUUCUGGCUCUUGGCCGGCAUCCACCGCAGGGCCCUCGUGUCCUCGUACGUGGCCUUCUGGAUGCUCAGGGAGCUCAUCGUCCUCCUGCUCCUGGUGAGCCUGCUCGCGGGCUCGUCCUGCUACGUCCUGGCGUUCCUGGCCGGCGUCACCGAGACCGACGCGGACCACUGGGCGAUCAGCUGCCUUACCUACUUCGUCUUCGCUUGGCUGCUGGUCCCCCUGGCCUCGUCCCUCCUGUGGUUCGGCGUCGCCCUGAACCUGGCCGGGCGGGACGAGUACGUGGAGAAGGCCGCGAACUUGCUCCGGGACAACCUGGGCUACGCAAGGAAGCGGAUCUCGGCGGACGAGGAGCCGAGCUUCGACGCCUUCGCCGACGACUUCCCGAAGCCGCAGAUGAUGCCGAAAGGGGGCAUGAGCGGCGCCCGGAUGCCGGAGCCGCCGCCCUCGCCCGCGUGGGGCGAGGCGCAGGGGAAGAACCCUCCGAAGGAGCGGCCCCCGCAGCCGCCCGGCUUCUUCGCCAUCGAGGCCGCCCGGCGCGGCAACAACGCAAACUUCUGGCGCUGGGUCGAUGACCUGCACCAGUACGGCGAGGACCCCAACUCCAACCUGCCCGCCGGCGUGCAGCCGACGCGAGCGCCCGCUGGCGCGCAGCCCGCCUGGCGCGCGCCGCACCAGCAGGCGCUGCCGAUGCCGCCGCCGCUCCGGCCGUACGACGAGGACCGGCUCUCCUUGCAGCAGACGGCGUCGCGGAAGGGCCCGCCGCCGCCGGCGCCGGGCGCGGCGCUGCAGGUGCGCCAGCCAGCCGCAAACACGAAGGGGUCGACCGCAAGGAACCCCCCGGGCCUGUCGGACGAAGAGGUCCCCGUCACCCCGCCCGGGCAGCCUCGCCCGCCGCCGCGGCGCGGCCUUGACGCGGUGGGCGUGCCGCCGCCGCCCCCCGCGCUGCCGGACAUGCCGCGGCAGGCGGCAGGGCGACAGCCACCCGGCUUCGCGGGCCAGCCGCGCCUGCCGGAGCUGCCAGGGCUCAUGGGCAGCGGCGACGACACGCCCCCGGAGGUUGGCGGCGGGGCCUCCCUGCGGGCGCGGUCGCGGCCGCCCGCGCUGGGCGCCUCCGCCGCGGACGCGGCCGCCUGGGGCGUACCGCCGGCGCCGACUGUGACGGAGGGCCAGGACGUGUGGUUUACAGACAACAGAGAGCUGCAAGCGCAGACUGACGGGGUCGCGUUCCGCUACUCCCCGAACCUCGCCGAUACCGACGGCAGGUUCGUGGUGAACUGGGGCUCGGCAGUGCAAGGCGCCGUCUCCGAAGACGGCGAGUGGCUGAAGACGGAGGGCGGCCUGUACCUGCCCAUGCGCUCCAGGGGCAAGCGGGGGCGGGAGGCAGCCCAGAGCUGCGACGCUCUGCGAACGGCAGGCGAACCUGCCGCUGCAAUUAGCUGGGGGAGCGUCGGGUCUCCAGAGGGUUGA
This is a messenger RNA of Prorocentrum cordatum, 2525 nucleotides long. The record is from the annotation of a GenBank genome assembly. Lineage: Eukaryota; Dinophyceae; Prorocentrales; Prorocentraceae.